AUGGGCACUUCUGUAGCCAAGAAUGAUGAAAAAAGAUCUGUUUCUGAUUGUCUUGACAGCGAUUCGCAACUUAAUAAUCCAUGCAAUGAUAUCUCCCAUGAAAUAAAAUACUAUCAAAUUUACGAAACAGAAUUUUUUGGCUACCUAAAGAUGAGGCAGAGAAUGCCAAAUCUCUCAUAUAUAUCAAAUGUAACACGCGCUACUAUGAUGGACUUGUUCGUCAGAGGCGAGGGUCCGAGAGGAAAUGCCGUAACAGUGCAAACGGCAGCAUGGUACUUCGAUACUUUUGUUGAAAAUGCCGCAGUUGGGCCAGAUCGGGUCAAGUUGGUUGCUGCCGCUUGUUAUUGGAUAGCGACGAAAUUACACGGCAGUUCCAAAAGAGCGACUGAUUUAGUCAGCAGCCCUGAGAAGGUUCUAGAUUUACAAACCUUGGAGAGAUUUAUAUUGAAAUUUUUGAACUUUCCAAGGCAGCCAGUAGUGGCCCAGUAUUUUAUUACCUAUUGGUCGAUGGUCGUAUGUGAUCCGUCUAAUUGUAAGGAGUUUGAGGCAGCAGCCACGUUCAUCCACACGGCAGGACUUGUAAAGUCGAAGGUCCUGAGUAUGAACUAUCCUUCGGUUCUGGCAGCCGCUGCUAUGUGCACAGCCUUAAACAUGCUCGACGAGUUUGAGAUUCUGAAGAGACUCGGCAAAAAUACAAUGUAA
Maniola jurtina (meadow brown) is the source of this 702-nucleotide messenger RNA. RefSeq lists its product as uncharacterized. Bases 1 to 702 code for a protein of 233 amino acids. The transcript is spliced from 4 exons. Lineage: Eukaryota; Metazoa; Arthropoda; Insecta; Lepidoptera; Nymphalidae. The record is from RefSeq and is a predicted model, not a curated record.